UUGAUCCAUAGGUGUUUCUAGCACCAUGCCCUGAACUUUGACUUGGAUAGAGGCAAGGUGAACUAAAUUGGUGAUCCAAACAGUUUUUGUAGUCCCAAAAGCUUUUUACCCGGAAGAUGGUGGCCUUCAGCGGGCUCUGCCGAAGUCUCUCUCGCCUGGUGAAGAGAACUGCUCAGUACAAGUUUGGGAAACUGAACACCUACAACAAUACCCAUCCACCAACUCAAAUAAAGAGCCAGGCAGUGUCAGAUGGUGAGCUGAACAUGUCUGGUCGUGGCUGUGGGGGCAGUUGUACCAGUCUGCCAGGGGCCCAAGGGGGAGAUGCCCAGGCCAGCAGUGUCGUCAGCUGGGCUGUGUGCUUCGAGAAGCUAUUGGAAGACCCCAUGGGAGUACGCUACUUCAAGGCCUUCCUGAGGUCAGAGGUGAGUGCGGAGAAUAUCCUGUUCUAUCAGGCCUGCGAGAAGUUCCGGGAGAUUCCACCCAGCCGGAUGAAAGAGUUAAGUGAGGAGGCUCAUGCCAUCUUCCAGACGUACCUGUCUGACCACGCUCCCUACGCUGUGAACAUCGACGACACGGCUCGCGUGGAGGAGAAGGACCUGCUGAAGCCUACACCUGAAAUGUUUGACAAGGCCCAGAAACAGAUUUUAAAGUUGAUGAAGAUGGACAGCUACAGGCGCUUCGUCCGCUCCCCUCUUUACCAGAAGUGUACCCUGGCCAGUGUGGAGGGUAGGCCACUACCCAGCAUCGCCGCUGAACCUACCAGCACAGGAUCAUGGGAGGACAUGGCCACCUUUAGCCGCUCCCUCAAUGACAGCAAGAAGCAGAAGGAUAAGCAGCGGGAGAAGAGGGGAUCGUGGGGAGUAGACGUGUCGUACACUAAGGUGAAUGUGUCUCGUAAGGACUAUCGGAUGUCCAACAGCAGUGUAGAGAAUGGUCGCUCUGGUCCCUCAGACCAGGGGCAGGGUGAUGGUUGCGGUAGUGUGGAGGGAGGUUACUGCUGUGUCUACCUGCCUGAUGGCAGUGCAUCCCUGGCCCCCACACGGCCUGGCCUCUCCCUCAGAGAAAUGCUGUCUGACCUCUGUGAGAAGAGAGGCUUCCCCCUCAAAGACAUCAUUAUCUACCUCCAUGGAAAGGACAGGAAGCCCCUAUCUCUGGAGCAGGACUGUUCAAUACUGAGGGACCAGCAGGUCUCCCUGGAGCUGAGGGUGACGUUUGCGUUGGAGGUGGUGUUCACUGGUAAGACAGUGGGCAUCAUGGUGAAGUCCAGUAAGACUCUGCAGGAUGCCCUGUCUGCGGUACUACAGAAACACCAACUCGCAUCCCACCAGGCCCGGGUCACCAUGGUCCAGGCAUUGUUCUGGUGUUGUGUACCCAAACUGGUGUUCCAGACCUUUUUAAACUCAGUAACCACAACUGCAUUCACUUUGGUUAGCAGUUCCAGGAUCAGUGGCCAAACUCCAGUCCCACAGGAGAGCGGUAGAUCUCCAGUAGGCCCAGAGGUCCAUGUGCCUCCUCAGGCAGACGGAGCCAAGCCCAGGGUCAGGAGAAACCAUGAGAUGGAGGUGAUGAUAGAGCUGUUGUCCAGGGCCCAGGCCUGUAGGGUGGAUGACCAGAGAGGCCUGCUGACCAAGGAACACCUGGAGCUUCCCCAGUUCCUCCUGAACCCCUCUGUCCACGACCAGGAGACUCAACAGGGGGAGGCUGGAGAGGUGACAGGGGGAUGGAGCCCCCACAGACACUGAGGAGUCAGACAACCAUCCCACUCCCAUCCCUGUUGGAGCAGCAGUCUGGAGUCUGUCACUCAUCAGGUUCCAAACGCACAGGCUCACAGGAAACGUGUGUGGGCGGGAGUUGGUGUUAAAAUUUUAACAAACUGUAUACAUGAAGACCCCAACUAUUAAGAGGGCAAUAGUCUAGCACUUUUGCCUAUGAUUGUCUAAGUUCAGAGACAUGUCUUAUAAUACCUUUUUGUACAAAAUGUAAUGAAAUGCAGAGUCUGUUAUAGGUUUCAAUUCCUCCCCUGAAUUCACUUCUUUUGGAAUGAAGGAAUGACUUCAUUCACGAGGGUCUUGCAUCUCUAAGUUGAACUUUAUAUUUUACUAAGCACUUUGAGUACAUGUUCUUUGUGAUUUGAGAUUUAACUGCUUUUAUUUUAGCACUUUUCUCUUGUGAAAGUUUCAUAUUUAUUUGAUUGUCUGGCAUUUAAUAUUUUUGAGCACAUCAUUGUUUGCCCUUUGAAUGCCAGGUCCUCUGUGAUGGUCAAUCCUUCUGUCUGUGUUAUCAGAGUGCUAUUCAGGGUCUAACUUCAGUAUUAACUUAUCUUUCCAUGCAUUGCACAUGAAUAAAUCGGGUAUCAUUGA
Molecule: messenger RNA, 2360 nt
Organism: Salmo salar (Atlantic salmon)
Lineage: Eukaryota; Metazoa; Chordata; Actinopteri; Salmoniformes; Salmonidae
Product: regulator of G-protein signalling 14
Biological process (GO): signal transduction; regulation of G protein-coupled receptor signaling pathway; spindle organization
Cellular component (GO): plasma membrane; nucleus; cytoplasm
Molecular function (GO): GTPase activator activity
Source: RefSeq, a predicted model, not a curated record